Molecule: messenger RNA, 2562 nt
Organism: Pectinophora gossypiella (pink bollworm)
Lineage: Eukaryota; Metazoa; Arthropoda; Insecta; Lepidoptera; Gelechiidae
Exons: 7
Coding region: 1710-2288 (192 amino acids)
Source: RefSeq, a predicted model, not a curated record
UUCGCAUGAGACGGUUCCUCAAAAAACAUAAUAUCGUGUAUGAGCUAAACUAAAACUUAGGGUUUUACAUGGUUUUAUGUUUUCCAGUGGAUCUGGUUAGAGCUAUGUCACGCUAAAUGGUGUUCUUUGCAUUUCUUCUUACAAUACUUUUCAAUAGAACACUGUUUCGCAUGAGACGGUUCCUCAAAAAACAUAAUAUCGUGUAUGAGCUAAACUAAAACUUAGGUUUUAUAUUGUUUUGUGUUUUCCAGUGGAUCUGGUUAGAGCCAUGUCACGCUAAAUAGCAUUCUUGUCAUUUCUUCUUUCCAUCCUUUAUAUUAUAUUAAAUAAUAUUUCAUACGGUAUUAUUUCGUUCUUUAAUUUAAUGUGUUUUUAGUGCUUCUGAAUGUGAUUUUGUUUUAAAUACUUAGCUUAUUAGCAUUCAUCAGUAUCCAAGAAUUCAUCAUACCACUGCUAAUUAAUAAACAAACAACGGUUUUAGCGUUUAAAUACCGAAAAAACACCUGCCUGUUCAUUUAUUACUUGUUUCAUUAAACAGGAAUUUGCAUAUCGAUCGUUUUCAAUUAACUUCGAACAGUUACAACUACACGUAAACUGAGCAUGUAGUCUAUCUACAGCAAGAUCGUGACCGCUGACUGCAGCUCUCCUUCUCCCUCCAUUUCACUCCCAAUCGACAUUUUCACCUUUGCUGAUAUGAUUACUCCACAGGAUACCUCCAUCCCCUGCAUACCUGGUCGCUAGAUUCGGCUGGCACGUCAUAUCGGUUUGACAGCCAACUCACGUAACUAUUGUUGAUCGAUCCACAGUCCACUGAAGUGCCUACGAUGAAGGGAACAACAUGGACAGUUCUACUCCGAAUUACUCCAACCCAUGCGAUGUUCAUCCAUGCGACAACCCACCUGAUCUGAGUGGAACUUAACUGAAGCAAGAGAGUGAUGCCUAAUUCCAUCUGCCAACUAGCUCCACUUCUCUCCCGUGCACCAGUCGCACCCACACCGACGUGUUCAUCUUGCCAGUUUUCCUCACACCCGUCCACUUGUCUCUUGAAGAUUGGCGUCCACAACACCAACGGUUGGUUAGGUCAUGCAAGCAUUGUUACAAUUGAUAAAAACACAUAUUUUCAUUUAGUGAAUGUGAUAACCUGUACUAAUAAUUUGGUCAACUUAGCGAUGAUAACUCAAUGUAAGUAUUAACAAACUCGGUACGUGUUUGUUAUUGUCAAUAAUAUCUUUAAAUUAUACAACUCGCUUAUGUUUGACAAUUACUGAGUAAUUGCUUUGCUUAUUGCAUGCUAAUUGCUGAAAAUUGCUUUUUAUUUUAAAUUCCUUAGCUAAAAAUUGCUUUUUCUUUCACAUUUCUCUGCUUAUUGAAUGACUAUUGCUAACUCAUUAGAUAGAACCUACUUCUCAUAUAAGUAGGUGGAUGCGGCCUCGAUUAGCGGGGGAACCACAUGAAAAAAAGCGAGCUACUGGGUGUACCUCCUGGGUAGUUUGGAAAUCACCUAAUAUAUAUAUGUAUAUAUUUAUAAAUAAAAGUUAAUAUAAUUAUAUAAAUUAACAUUAUUAUUUUUUUUAACAGGAAAUGCACAAUGCUAAAAACUGCGUAGGAGAUUUUAAUACAAUAGUACUACCAAGCCUGAUGUUGGCCGCUAUUUCAAUGAAUGCAGCAGUGUGACAGCUAGCAAUCAAAAGUAACAAGAUAUCGAGGAAAUGCAGAUGGCAAUAAACUGUGUAGGAGUUCAUGAUGGCAAUAGAAUAAAAUCGACCAUGCCUGAAGUCAGCAGCCCCUUCAAUGAAUGCAGCAGUGUGACAGCCAGCAAUCAAAAGUUACAACAUAUCGAGGAAAUGCAGAUGGCAAUAAACUGUGUAGGAGUUCAUGAUUGCAAUAGAAUAAAAUCGACCAAGCCUGAAGUCAGCAGCCCCUUCAAUGAAUGCAGCAGUGUGACAGCCAACAACCAAAAGUUACAAGAAGAUAUCGAGGAAAUGCAGAUGGCAAUAAACUGUGUAGGAGUUCAUGAUUGCAAUAGAAUAAAAUCGACCAAGCCUGAAGUCAGCAGCCCCUUCAAUGAAUGCAGCAGUGUGACAGCCAGCAAUCAAAAGUUACAAGAUAUCGAGGAAAUGCAGAUGGCAAUAAACUGUGUAGGAGUUCAUGAUUGCAAUAGAAUAAAAUCGACCAAGCCUGAAGUCAGCAGCCCCUUCAAUGAAUGCAGCAGUGUGACAGCCAACAAUCAAAAGUUACAAAAUAUCGAGGAAAUGCAGAAGGCAAAAAACUGCGUAGGAGAUUAUUAAUACAAUAGUAUUAUAUCAACCAAGCCUGAUGUCGGUAGCUUCUUCAAUGAAUGCAGCAGUGUGACAGCCAGCAAUCAAUAGUGACAAGAAUCUAGGAAAUACAGAAGGCAAAGAAGCAGAUGUCAUCAAAAAAGAUCUUUGUUCCUGCAAUGUUUCCGCAGACGAUACAGAUACAGAUCCAACAGAGCGAAGUGGAAGGAAAAGACUCGGAAAAAAGACCCCACCACCAUAUGGGAACAAUGCAAGGGAGAGAGAGAGAAUAUAAUGUUAUAUU